This is a messenger RNA of Aplysia californica (California sea hare), 1080 nucleotides long. Its product is annotated as mitochondrial fission process protein 1. The record is from RefSeq and is a predicted model, not a curated record. NCBI's taxonomy places the organism in Eukaryota, Metazoa, Mollusca, Gastropoda, Aplysiida, Aplysiidae. Gene Ontology annotation, biological process: mitochondrial fission. Gene Ontology annotation, cellular component: mitochondrion.
GUAACAGAAAAAACAAAAGAAAACAGUUUCGAAAAGUGCCCACGUGCAAGGGAUAGAUACAGGUACACCAGAACAUCGCAAUGGCUGAUGCUUUGUUCAAAGAGCUGCCACUCCGUGCUUUAGGGUACGGGUUUGCAGUCGGAGAAGCGCUUGUUUAUGUAGCCAGUUCCAGGAAAAUCGACAUCUGCUACACCAUUGGUGCGUGCUUCAUUGGCAGCCAUUGCAUCUACAGCCUUGUCGCACCCGAUGGCAGUCCGGCUGUGAGCUUGCUGAGGGCAGUUUUAUGGGAGGGUUUGGCUUCAUAUCUAUUCCCAACGCUGAUCGUUUACCACGCUUCAAGACUCACGUUUACCCUGCUGGAUGAGACCAAGCUACCGAGCGGUACCAAGAGAUGGGUACCUUGUCUUCUGGGACUUGCGAUCACGCCCUUCCUUAUGCAGCCGUUGGACGAGCUGUGCGAUAAUAUGGUCAGCAGUUUAGUGGGCUAGAUAAAGAACUUAUGGAGCAAAUAUGAAUACAUUUCAAAUGACAUGAUCUUAAGGUCAGGAGGUAGAAUAAGUUACAAGUAGCAGAAUGAAGGCAAACUUCUACCUUUUCCCUCUGUCACUCUUUUGAAAUACAUGUAUUUCAAAACGUUAAAAAAAUCCAACAACCCCGUCACCCUGAAAAAAAAGAGAAAACACAGAAAAGAAAAAAUUGGUUUAUCCAAGCUGUGGCGAAUAGGUUUGAAAUCCAUAUAUAAACAUUAGAUCAGGUGGCUAAGUGAUGUCAUGUAUUAAGUUUAUGAUUACGAUAAAGUCCUGAUGAGGAAAAUCCUCCCUGUUUUACUCAAACCGUAUUGUAACAUUGUUAUAAAUUGCAAUUCGUAGGACAUUCAAUACUGCUACACUAUGUCAUCAGUGUAGAAUAGUUAUUUGUUCGAGAAUAUUAAUAAUGUGUAAACGGUGCCUUUCAGUUAAAGCAAAUGUACACAUUAAACAUCUAAGAAAUUAUGAAGGAGUUUUGCUUUACUACAGUACAAGUCCCUGAUGUUAAUAAUGUAAAAACAUUUAAUAAAUGUUGACAACAGCUUAAAACAAA